AUGACUGGUCGCGCGAGCCUCAGUGGUGCCAAGCAGGUUCAUCAGCGGCGCGGUGAGCAAGAGGAGGUCGUGGCUGAUAACGGGCUGCAAAGUGAGAUGGACAGCAAUGGACCAAAUGGCAACCGCAGCAGUGAGGAGGGCGAGAAUGAUGACAACGACGCCGACGCAGGACAAGGCCACGCUGUCAAUCACGGCCACCGGCGCAUGGCACCAAGUGAGCCGAUCGCGUUGCACACCUCUGAGUGCGCCGGUGCACACGACAACCACACCAACGCACCCCGCCUUGCUGUCGGGUUCACGGACGCCGAGUCCCCAGGCAAGCCAGACGGCGGUGCCUGCAGCACCCAGGCGGGUGUUCUGGACCCAUCCGCGGCCAUCUACACUGAGUGGGACCGCGGCAGCAUGAGCAAACACAAGAGGAUGACGGUGUGGCGCCGACUACGGCACAGCGAACACGUGAUCACGUUUCUUGAGGUGGGUCACACCAUCUACCUGCUACUCCGCCGCCGCGACUUUGUCUUUUUGCUCAGUGCCUUCAGUGUCAGUAUGGGCAGCGUGUGGACCUUCGCCUCUGUGCUGGCGCAGAUCUUGGAGCCUUUCGGCGUGGCGGCGGAACUGGCGGGCAGCAUUGGUGCUGCCAACAUUGUUCUCGGGACGGUGGUGUCGUACCUGAUCGGCCUCUGGGUGGACCGCACACGACACUAUAAGUCCCCACUUUGUGUGUGCAUGAUGGGCUCCGUUCUUUGUUGCAUUGGGCUCAUCGUCAUUAUGCUGAAGGCGCCGAGCCACAGUCGUACAAUGGAUGGACUCUGUUCUUUCAUCUACAUCUUUGCCGGUGUCUUCCAGAACACCGCCAUCCCGAUCUGCUUCGAGUACUCAAUGGAGAUUUCCUACCCAUUGCCAGAGUCCGUGCCCGGUGCCCUCCUCAUGGCCGGUGCAAACCUGUGCUCUCUAAUCAUGCUCUCCAUUGCCUCUGCAAUGCUCGGUGACGGUGUUGCGUCGACCUCGGCUUGUGUCAACGUGCUCAUUCUCAUCACGUGCGUCUGCUUUGUGGGUGCUGUUCUCUCCAUCUUUCCGCGCGAGAGGCUCUACCGGCACGAUGCGGAGGUGGAGGCGCGGCAGCAGCUGGUAGCGAAGCCAGCCGGCACCUAUGCAGCCAACACUGCAACGACACAGCCGUUUCACUGGAGUUCGGUGACGACACAUUCGCAGCAGCCGCUGUCUGGGGUGGGGAGUGCUACGCAGGGCGUGUCGGUGCCGUUCAGUGGUGGCGCCGGCAACGAUGCGAAGGCUGAGGAAGAGAUCCUACCGUUUGCGGAACGCCGUUCGUCCACGAUGGAGGCACCUUCUGCCGGCGCCGCGGUGCGCAAGAGCGUCUUUUCCGAGGAUGAGCUUCUCGACGACGCCCCGGCGGAUGCGCUGCAGUUAAAUGAUCGAAUUGCGCGAAGUGAAAUGAACGACGCUACGUCGGCAUUGGCACCACAGCAAGGGAGGGGGAUGCACCUGCGACCUCGUUGA
Messenger RNA from Leishmania braziliensis MHOM/BR/75/M2904, 1518 nucleotides. RefSeq lists its product as hypothetical. The record is from RefSeq and is a predicted model, not a curated record. NCBI's taxonomy places the organism in Eukaryota, Euglenozoa, Kinetoplastea, Trypanosomatida, Trypanosomatidae. The coding region runs from base 1 to 1518 and encodes 505 amino acids. Gene Ontology annotation, cellular component: membrane. The transcript has a single exon.